Paramuricea clavata is the source of this 278-nucleotide messenger RNA. The record is from the annotation of a GenBank genome assembly. NCBI's taxonomy places the organism in Eukaryota, Metazoa, Cnidaria, Anthozoa, Malacalcyonacea, Plexauridae.
GUUCCUGGGCUGAGGACAAGGUUCCUGGCGGUGAGGACAAGGCCCCUGUCGGUGACGACAACGUUCCUGUCGGUGACGAAAAGGUUCCUGGGGAGAAGACAAGGUCCCUGGGGUGAGGAAAAGGUUCCUGGGGUGAGGACAAGGUUCCUGGGGGUGAGGACAAGGUUCCUGUCGGUGAGGACAAGGUCCCUGUCGGUGAGAACAAGGUUCCUGGCGGUGAGGACAAGAUCCCUGUCGGUGACGACAAGGUUCCUGUCGGUGACGACAAGAUUUCUGGG